GUCUGCUUAUUCUGUUAGAUUUAUUGUCGCUGACUGGAUUAGGGAUUUGCAAAAGUACAUAAUUGUAAACCAGCCUGUCUAAACUGACUAAUAACUAGUUGACUAAUGAUUUCUAAAGAUGUAGUCCACCCAAAAAAAGAUUAAAUAAUUUACUAUAAUAAUUUACUCACCCGCAUGUUGUUAUAAACCUGUAUGACUUUGCUAAACAUAAAAGAAGAUAUUCUGAAGAUCACUCCAAACAUCUUUGGAGCCAUUGACUUCUGGACCAAAAACAGACAUUUUUCAGAAUAUCUUAUUGCACAAAGGAAAAUUUGUUGUAAAGCUUUGGAACGACUUGAAGGUAUGCCGGCCUCCAGAUACGUUGAUGUGGAGAGUUGGAGCACUAAGCAGGUCGCCGGCUGGCUCAGAGAUCAGGGUUUUCGUGAAUAUGUGGAUCUCUUGUGCUCCAAACACCGUCUGGACGGUGCCAGCCUGCUUUGUCUUACUGAGACUGACCUACGGUGUCCUCCACUGGAACUUAAGGUGCUGGGUGAUAUCAAGAGAUUGAUGUUGGCUGUUCGGAGGCUACAGAGACAGCACUCAGCCCUCACGCACUCAGGGUCAGAGGUCAGUGCGUUGUCUCUCAUACACACUGGAGGAACAGACCGUGUCGUCUCUAAUGGCGUCGCAGAGCGAGGGUCAAUAGACCACCAACGCUGUAAUGGGUCGGUCACUACAGUUGGUGGGGAACACAAUUAUUCGAACGGCAAACGUAAACAUUAUUGUGGUCGGUUGGACCCGGAGUACUGGAAGACCGCACUCAGCACACUGUACGCCAUGCUGGUCUGUGGAGUGACAUCAUUUGUCAUGGUGCUAGUGCAUGAGAGAGUUCCUGACAUGAGGACGUACCCACCACUUCCAGACAUAUUUCUAGACAGUGUUCCCAGAAUUCCCUGGGCCUUCGCCAUGGCUGAAGCAUGUGCAGUGGUGUUGGGUUCCAUAUUAAUGCUGGUGUUGUUGAUGCACAAACACAGGUCCAUUCUGUUUCGGAGGCUGUGUAAUUUGACAGGCACUGUGUUUUUGCUCCGCUGUGUCACAAUGUUUGUUACUUCACUGUCUGUACCUGGUCAUCAUCUGCAGUGCUCAGGCAAGAUAUAUGGUGAUGUGUGGACAAAAGUGCAGCGUGCGUUGGAAAUCUGGAGCGGUUUUGGCAUGUCUUUAACUGGUGUUCAUACAUGUGGUGAUUACAUGUUUAGUGGGCACACUGUCGUUCUCACCAUGCUCAAUUUUUUUGUCACUGAAUACACGCCACGUAACUGGAACUUCAUCCACACCAUGUCUUGGGUGCUAAACCUGUUUGGAAUAUUCUUCAUCUUGGCAGCUCAUGAACAUUACUCCAUCGACGUCUUCAUUGCAUUCUACAUCACCACCAGACUGUUCCUGUAUUACCACACGCUAGCAAACACACAAGCCUAUCAGCACAGCCGCCGAGCACGUGUAUGGUUCCCUCUGUUCUCUUUUUUUGAGUGCAACGUGACUGGACCUGUUCCAAACGAGUAUGGUUGGCCGUUCUCCAAACCCGCCUUCAUGAGGAUGCUUCUAGGAUAGGCCAUUUCUGUUUAUGUGUAGUUUAGACUUUGGCUUCACAGUCUUUGUGUUUGGAGUCCUGGGGAAAUUAUUUAUUUUUUUUAUUUAUUGCUUUUGUUCACUUUCUUGAAACUUCUAUUUGUACUGCUUUGUUUUUGUUUUCUUUUACUAACUAACACUUCUUAUAAUUUCACCAUGUCUGCCUGUACCAGCCUAUAAAGUGCAUGCAUUUUCUCUGGAUACCUUAUUAUGAAGAAUCACAGUUUCAAUUUACUGGUGAAACCAUUUUGAGAGGUUACAACUGCAGAUUUAUGUUACACUUACCAUUAAGCACAUAGUAUUUAAACUCUUGGAGACAUGCAGUAUAUUAAACAGGAUAUAAAUAAUGAUACAUAAUGCUUCCUAUUCUAGGUCUUGACACAUCAUAAUGGUGCAUAUUGAAAGUCUUACUGCCACAGUGGUGUAAUUCUUAAGUUUUACUAACACAUUUUUGACACUUUGUUUUUAAUAUGUGACCAUUGUAUAGAUGUAAUUUUUUUUACAUGAUUCCAGGAAUAUGUAAGUAUUAUGAUAUGUUUUGCCAAUAUCAGCAACAUGUUCAGCACUUUUAUAUGGACUUUAAAGGGAGAUACAGCAUUUUCAUUUAAAAGUAUGAUUUGCGUAUUUGUAUGUUUGUAUAUGAGGCAAUUGUGAAUGUAAAACUUUUCCUUUUUUGCUGUUUUAUUUAAAUGGACCUUGAUGCUAAAAAAAG
Messenger RNA from Labeo rohita (rohu), 2317 nucleotides. It is a transcript of the gene samd8a, whose product is annotated as sterile alpha motif domain containing 8. Lineage: Eukaryota; Metazoa; Chordata; Actinopteri; Cypriniformes; Cyprinidae. The record is from RefSeq and is a predicted model, not a curated record. Gene Ontology annotation, molecular function: protein binding; sphingomyelin synthase activity; ceramide cholinephosphotransferase activity. Gene Ontology annotation, cellular component: Golgi membrane; endoplasmic reticulum membrane. Gene Ontology annotation, biological process: ceramide biosynthetic process. The coding region runs from base 193 to 1587 and encodes 464 amino acids. The transcript is spliced from 6 exons.